CCUAAAUUACCCAUAGAAGGUGUAUCAUUUAUAUUGGCAAAUGACUUGGCAGGAGAGAAGGUAUUUGCUAAACCCCAAAUUAAUGUAGCAAUUCUAAGUACUCCAGACAUAAACGACGGUGAACAGCUUGCAGAAGAAGACGUGGGCAUGUUCCCUGCCUGCGCGGUCACGAGGAGCAUGCGGGAGGCAAGGCGUGUCGGGCACGACUUCCCACGGUAGCUCGUGCGAGUCAGUGCGUACGUAAUAAGGACAAGAGGGUGAUGAGUUUUCUCGCUGACUAGAUACCUUUGGCCCCACUCACAGACGAGGUAAUAUUCAGCACAGGAGUCAGUAUGAAAGAAGAGCACAGUGGAGACAUUACUGAAGAGACGAGUCUGGAGAUUAAGGAAGAGCCAAUUGAUUAUGCAGAUGAAGGAAGAGAUGAAGUGAAAGUGAAACAUGAAAUUCCUCUCUUUAAGGAUAUCCAAGAGCUCAGGCAUGAGGUAAAUGAAAAACACUCUUGUAACAUGAUUUAUGAUUACAAUGACUUAUCAAGAGCCAAAUCUGUGGCUGAGGAUUAUGGGAACAAGUGUUUAUCAGAUGAGGAUCAGGAUCAGGCUACGUACAAGGAAAAUUGUAUGGAGGAUACAUGUAGGGAAAUGAAAGUCACAUUGAAUCAUAGUGUUGGUGAUGUAUAUAAUAAGAAAGUCCAUUGCAGUGAUGUCACUGAGAAGCCAUGCCCCUGUCAGAUUUGUAAUAAAGACUUCAAUGAGGCUUGUAGUAUAGUAAGGCACAUGGGAAUCCAUAUAAAAGAGAAGACAUACAAAUGUGAAUAUUGCAAUAAGACCUACUCACUGAAAAGUUGUCUAGUGGGACACAUGAGAGUACAUACUCAAGCAUACAACUGUGAUGUUUGCAAUAAGAUUUUCACUGAGAAAAGCCAUCUCGUAAGGCACAUGCGAGUGCAUACAAAGGAGAAGCCAUACAGCUGUGAGAUUUGCAAAAAGGCCUUUUCUGAGAAAGGUCAUCAAAUAAGGCACAUGCGAGUGCAUACAAGGGAGAAGCAACAAAGCUGUGAGAUUUGCAUAAAGGCCUUUUCUGAGAAAAGUCAUCUUGUAAGUCACAUGCAAUUGCAUAAAAAGGAGAAGCCAUAUGGCUGUGACAUUUGCAAUAAGGUUUUCUAUGUGAAAAGUUCUCUCGUAAGGCACAUGCGAUGGCAUACCAAGGAGAUGUACAGCUGUGAGAUUUGCAAUAAAGAUUAUUGUGAGAAAAGUCAUCUCAUAAGACACACACAUGUGCAUACAAAGGAGAAGCCAUACAGCUGUGAGAUAUGCCAAAAGGCCUUCCCAUCCAAAGGGGAUCUAGUAAAGCAUAUCAGAGUACAUACAAAGGAGAAGCCAUACUCUUGUGAUAUUUGCAAUAAGGCCUUCUCAUUUCAAUCUAAUCUUGUGACGCAUAGAAGAAUCCAUACGAAGGAGAAGCCGUACAUCUGUGAUAUUUGCAAUAAGGCUUUCUCACAGAAAACUAAUUUAAUUAGCCAUAUUAGAGUACAUACAAAGGAGAAGUUAUAUAACUGUGAGAUUUAUAACAAGGACAUGGCAUAUAAAAGUUGUCUGGUGAGCCAUAAGAGAGUCCCUACAAAGCAGAAGCCAUUCAGUUGUGAGAUUUGCAACAAGGCCUUCUCACAGAAAACUAAAUUAGUAAGACGUAUGAGAGUACAUACAAAGGAGAAACCAUACAUAUGUGAUAUGUGUUAUAAGGCCUUCUCACGGAAAGAUCACCUAGUCAGCCAUAUGAGAGUACAUACAAAAUAUAAACAAUACUGAAGUGCCAUUUGCUAUAAGGUCUUUUCAUGAAAAGAGAAUCUUAUGAGGCACUUGAGAAUACAUAAGAAGACAAUCCAAAGAACUAAGAUUUGCAAUAAUCAAUCUAUUGAGCCAUAUUAGAGUACUUGAAGAGAAGAAACCAUAAAGUUGUGAAACUUGCAAAAGAAUAGUCUAGAAACAAAAAAAAAAAAA
Penaeus vannamei (Pacific white shrimp) is the source of this 1997-nucleotide messenger RNA. Lineage: Eukaryota; Metazoa; Arthropoda; Malacostraca; Decapoda; Penaeidae. The record is from RefSeq and is a predicted model, not a curated record.